Messenger RNA from Diachasma alloeum, 2149 nucleotides. RefSeq names its product ubiquitin-conjugating enzyme E2-22 kDa (gene Ubc4). Bases 357 to 956 code for a protein of 199 amino acids. The record is from RefSeq and is a predicted model, not a curated record. The transcript has 5 exons. NCBI's taxonomy places the organism in Eukaryota, Metazoa, Arthropoda, Insecta, Hymenoptera, Braconidae. Gene Ontology annotation, molecular function: ubiquitin conjugating enzyme activity; protein binding. Gene Ontology annotation, cellular component: nucleus. Gene Ontology annotation, biological process: protein polyubiquitination; proteasome-mediated ubiquitin-dependent protein catabolic process.
CUCGCGCGGUUUUUUCCACAGCUGAAGACGCGAGUAAACGGGUGGUUAACGUACUCGGGUGGUGAAUUUUCGUACAAAAUUACAUUAAAAUAACCCAAAUAGGGGGAAGAGUCCUCGGAAUUUCGACCCAAAAAAAUAGUAAAACCCAGAGUAUUAAUUAUCGACGUAAAAAUAAAUCAGUGAAAUUUCGACACGACAGACUGUUAAAUCAGUUGAGUGAGGGCGAACGAUUGAUCGUUGAUAUUAUAACAUUAACGUUGCUCCGAGGGUUUGAGAUACGAUAAUGGCAGUGUGUUGACAUUAACUUAAGCAAGAGAAUUGUAUUUAAUUAAUGGUAAAGGGGUUUGUGGUAAAAAAUGGCUAAUAUUGCUGCUCAGAGAAUACAAAGGGAGUUCAAAGAGGUUAUAAAGAGCGAAGAGGUAGCUAAAUGUGCGAUAAGAGUCGAACUUGUUAAUAACAGUUUUACGGAGCUCAAGGGGGAAAUUGCUGGACCACCUGAUACACCUUAUGAGGGGGGGAACUUCGUGUUGGAGAUUAAAGUGCCAGAAACUUACCCAUUCAAUCCUCCCAAGGUACGUUUUAUCACGAAGAUAUGGCACCCCAAUAUAUCCUCAGUGACAGGAGCCAUUUGUCUAGAUAUCCUGAAAGAUCAAUGGGCAGCAGCCAUGACCCUACGUACAGUCCUGCUGUCUCUGCAAGCCUUAUUAUCAGCAGCAGAGCCAGAUGAUCCCCAAGAUGCUGUGGUAGCUAGACAAUUCAAGGAAAAUCCAGACAUGUUUCGUCAAACUGCUAGACAUUGGACGUCUGUCUACGCAGGAGGACCAGCAAAGAUGCCAGAGUUGACGGAUAAGAUAAGGCGACUAACGGACAUGGGAAUUGAGGAGCACAAUGCACGAGUAGCUUUAUCCUCAUUCAACUGGGACUUGGAACGUGCCACCGAACAACUCUUCAGUUAGUGAUAGUCAAAAGAAAUGAAAUCCUGAAGCCACCCUCAUCAACUCCACUCCCCCAUUAUUUAGAGUUAAAAAUCAUCAGUAAUUAAUAAAAUGACGCAGACGCGUCUCUCGUCCACCGAAAAAAUUUAAGCUUAAAGACAAUAUUAUCAAUUAAUGAAAUUAAAUGGGCAAGUCACUGGAUUAAAUUAAAUUGAACUCCUUCGAAGUAUGGAGAACCACCGAAAUCGACAGUAAAUCAUUUUUUCUUGUAUAAUAGGCCUGAAUCCUGGUAAAUUAACAGUGUACGAUAAUUGCUGGAAAAACAAAAAAUCUAAUGCCGAUAUUAUUCUUUGGUAUCGAAAUUUCUUCAUUUACUCUACUUUGCAGAACAAAUUGUGUGUAUAUUUGAUGAAAAAAAAACAUCGUGAUUCUUUUAGUGCUAGAUACGAACAUGUAAAAACUAUUAUCGCAGUUUACGAACUUUUAAAUAUAAAGAGAAGAAAUGAUUUGUAUAUUUUUUUGUGUUCGCUUGGUGCUCGUAGGGAGAUUGAUACAUACAUUUUGUUGGUGUUUGAUCAGAGGAUUCCAUCCAUAUUUUCAGAUUACUCAGAUCAAAUUUGUUAUAGAUUUCUUCAAUUGAGUAGCGAAACAGUGAAACAGUUCAAGUCAAUUUCGACUUUUUAAUGAAUAUCUCGGAGUCUAAGGCAGAUAGCAAAGGACAGAGCGCGUUGAGAGCCACAAAAAUUUAGCUAUCACCCUUAGACUCUGAGAUAUUCCUCGAAAACUCAGCUAAGAGCUAAGUUGACUUAAAUUGCUUUACCACUUCGCUACUGAGUUUUUUUCUGACAUCAUAUGGUAGUUGAUUCAGGCGUGAUUUAUCAAGAGAAUUAUUUGAUGCAAAUAAACAUGAAAUUACUUGAUAAAUAAUUCUUCGCAAACUGAACAUCAUGAGGAGUAAUCGGGGGGAUUUCAUGCAUGCCUUUGGAUCGAAUCUCGGAAGAGAUUUGUUGUAGAUUACUGCAACCUUUGUUCUGAUAUUGUACAGUGGUUGAUUGCAAAAUGAUUUUUAAUCAAUUGUCCGCUGAAAAUAAACGUUAGACUGCUAAAUACAUAGUUCUCUAUAAAUUAAAGAACAUCGGGAGUGACUAUCUGUUUUCCAAAGAGAAGAAUUAGAAUUGAAAUAAAAUAAAAGUGAAUGAGAGAGUUGAAAUGAG